Candidula unifasciata is the source of this 225-nucleotide messenger RNA. The record is from the annotation of a GenBank genome assembly. NCBI's taxonomy places the organism in Eukaryota, Metazoa, Mollusca, Gastropoda, Stylommatophora, Geomitridae.
AAUCUGCCUUAAAAAGAAAACCCAAUCUUUCAUUCACUUUCGCUUACUCCUCCCCCACAAAUCUGUCACCACAUACAUCACACCCCUUCUCAAAUCCACCCACCCCCGGGUUGCCAAAAACCGCACUUAGACAGACAAGUGGGCGGAGCCUGGAGGCCAACCCUUGGGAUGUCAAAGCGACCGGACUGCGAGACCUGUGGCUACCGUCGCACUUAAUCCUCGACU